Melitaea cinxia (Glanville fritillary) is the source of this 1625-nucleotide messenger RNA. RefSeq lists its product as uncharacterized. Gene Ontology annotation, cellular component: membrane. NCBI's taxonomy places the organism in Eukaryota, Metazoa, Arthropoda, Insecta, Lepidoptera, Nymphalidae. The coding region runs from base 1 to 1383 and encodes 460 amino acids. The record is from RefSeq and is a predicted model, not a curated record. The transcript has 8 exons.
AUGAGAGAUACGACAUUCUAUGUGAUAACAAGCGGUUAUCAUGUGGGCGGGUAUCGAUCGAUGCGCGAGUGCGCGGCAGGACUCGUUGCAAAAGCAGUAAACAUCGGCAGAUUGAACAGGAGUCUUGGAGGCAUGCACACGUUGCUGGCUCUCAUCUUUGCGGCGCUGGCGUGCGCCUUAGCCCGCCCACCUUUGGCUUCUGUUGCGCCGCCUGACAUGUAUUCGGACCCGCAACCGCAUCGAGUGCCGUUGCCUUACCGCCCCAAGUACCUCAAGGCGUUUGUCGUUCCUCAAUUCCUCAUGCCCCACGACCUUAGAUAUGAAGACUCUCCCAGCGUCCCUCGCCCACGGCCGGAAAGCCUUCUCGAUCGGGAAAUCAAGUUAAUCAAUCAAAUGGAAAUGCAAGACGCUAUGCCAGAACCAAAUCUUUACGAAUUUGAAUAUCCACGCUGGAUUCCUAACGAAACUCCACCAAACUAUAUGAUAAAAAUGCUGAGCAAUCCAGUUGGGUCUCAGUACUCUAAACAAAACUCUUUCUCAAAUUUCGACACUAGAUAUACUGAAGUUAAAUCAAAAAAAGAAGGCAGAAAUCCUGGCACUAAUGAGGAAAUAAAGAAAGCGAGUCAGCCUAAUCUGUUGAAAAAUAUGGGUCUUAGAAAAUCCUUCGCUUUGACACCGUUUGAUUCAGGUUAUUAUGAAGAUACGACUACUGAUUUGACAACUACUCUGGAUCCGGAGGUCGACAAAGGUGCAAAAGAAUUAGAAACAAUGGUUGAACCUCGUCAAACGCGACAAAAUCCCAACUUGAGUAAAAACAAAGCGCUUGUUGCUGGAAAUUUGGAAAGACUUCGCACUGGAUUUACAAUGAAUGAAGACGCUGAUGGUACGGAUAGGCCUCACCACAUUCAUGUACUGGAGACCCCAACCGUAGACCCGGCUAACUCCAUAUACGGAGUAGCAUUGCUGGCUGCAGUUGGUGCGGCUCUUACAAUGGCGAUCGUCGGCUUCGCCGUCGGAUGGUACACGUUAUCAAGGAAGGCAAAAGCUGCAGCUGACGUGGAUUAUCCCGCUUAUGGAGUAACCGGACCUACUGUUGACAGCUCUGGGGAUAGAAAGCUGGCCCAGUCUGCUCAUAUGUACCACUACCAGCAUCAGAAGCAACAGAUCAUUGCCAUGGAGAGAAACGGUAUGGAUCACCGCAAUGCUUCGGUUUCUGACCCUGAAUCUGAGGAAGAGAACGAAGAGGGAGACUACACUGUAUACGAAUGUCCUGGAUUUGCUACCACUGGAGAUAUUGAAGUGAAGAACCCGCUGUUUAAGGAAGAAUCGACCCCGGCUACGCCUGCUAAGAGCGAUACGGGAAAGUCGCAACCCCGGGAAUAAUCGCGACCCCUUCGCCACACCGGCGAUCCCCGGCAUACCAGCAUUGAUAUGCUUUCACCACUUUUCCUGAUCAGACAUUUUGGGACACCUCAAUUUAUCGUAUAUCUUCUAACGCGCUCUCGCCUCUUCUAAACAAGAAAAGUGGUAGAACAAUUUCGUAAACAGUGGACAACUUUAUCAUGACGUGCUUCGAUUACAUUGACUCCGUUGCGACUGUAUCAAAAUAAAUGUGUAUUCAGAAA